AAGCGGCGUGAGCUUGUUGCCGGGGGCGCCGUGUCCGGACCAGGGUCGCUUCGGUCACCGAAGCGCGCAGCCUGUCGCCAUGUCGCGACUUAUCGUCAAGAACCUUCCUAGCGGGAUGAAGGAAGAGCGAUUCCGGCAGCUUUUCUCAGCCUUUGGCUCCCUGACUGACUGCAGCCUCAAAUUCACCAAGGAUGGCAAGUUUCGUAAGUUUGGCUUCAUCGGUUUCAAGUCUGAAGAGGAGGCUCAGAAUGCCCUGGACCACUUCCAUAGGAGCUUCAUUGACACUUCUCGGGUCACGGUGGAGUUCUGCAAGUCAUUUGGAGACCCAUCUAAGCCCCGAGCCUGGAGCAAACACUCCCAGAAAAUCACCCAGCCAGGGAAACCUGAAAAAAGCCCUGUGGCUUCAGAAACUCAGAAGGACAAAAAGAAGAAAAAGGCAACAGGAGAAUUGGAAAAGCUGAAGAAAGAUGCAGAGUUUCAGGAAUUCCUGAUGGUUCAUCAGAAGCGAACACAGGUGGCCACUUGGGCAAAUGAUACUGUGGGAGUGGAACCAAAGAAAGGGAAGGCCAAGAGGGAUGAGGACUACCUCAACUUUGAUUCUGACUCAGGGCAAGAGAGUGAAGAGGAAAUAGAUGAUGAAGACUCUGAAAAGGAAAGCCCUGCAGUGAAGGCAGCGGAGCAGAAGGAGCUUUCCGACAUGGAUUACUUGAAAUCCAAGGUGGUGAGAGCAGAUUCCUCAGAGGAGGAGGAAAGUGAAGAUGAGGCCAUGGCGAGUGAAGGGGAAGAUGGCGACGAGGAGCAGGAGCAAGAGGGGCUGACACCAGGCGCCAGAGGCUCCAAGAGCCUUGGGGAGAAGGGGGCCAGCCCAGGAGAAGGGUGUACCGUGGGCAGUAGGCCCCCAGCAGCCAGGGGAGAGGUGACGAAGCCAACCACCCAGUCCGAGCCCACCACUGCUUACACGGUGAAGCUGCGUGGAGCACCAUUUAAUGUCACUGAGCAAAAUGUUAGGGAGUUCCUGGUGCCCCUGAAGCCUGUGGCCAUCCGCAUCGUGAGAAAUGCUCAUGGGAACAAGACAGGUUACGUCUUUGUUGAUUUCAGCAGCGAAGGGGAUGUGGAGAAAGCCUUGAAACACAACAAAGAAUACAUAGGCGGCCGCUACAUUGAGGUGUUCAGGGAGAAGGGGACCCAUGUGACCCCGAAGCACCAGAAGGACCACAAGAAGGUGUGGCAGGGCCGAGAGCUCAAGGAGGGCGAGGAGGAGGAGGACCUGGCCGACUCUGGGAGGCUCUUUGUGAGGAACCUGCCUUACACCAGCACCGAGGAGGACCUCGAGAAGAUAUUUGCCAAAUAUGGUCCCCUGUCCGAAGUCCAUUAUCCCAUAGAUGGCCUGACCAAGAAACCGAAGGGCUUUGCUUUCAUCACAUACAUGUUCCCUGAGCAUGCAGUGAAGGCCUAUGCGGAAGUGGACGGACAGGUCUUCCAGGGCCGGAUGCUCCACGUGUUGCCCUCCACCAUUAAGAAGGAGACCAGUGAAAACUCAGAUGCAGCCUCAUCCUCCUACAAGAAGAAGAAGGCAUUGAAGGACAAAGCCAGCAGUUCCAGCUCUCACAACUGGAAUACACUGUUUAUGGGGACAAAUGCCGUGGCUGAAGCUGUAGCACAGAAGUACAACGCCACAAAAAGCCAAGUGUUCGACCAUGAGAUCAAAGGCAGUGUGGCUGUACGGGUGGCCCUGGGGGAGACUGAGCUGGUCCAGGAGGUGCGUCGGUUCCUGAUUGAGAAUGGCGUGAGCCUGGAUUCCUUCAGCCAGGCCGCUGGGGAGAGGAGCAAGUCUGUGAUUUUAGUGAAGAACCUCCCCGCAGGGACUCGGGCCUCCGAGCUGCAGGAGAUCUUCAGCCGCUAUGGCAGCCUAGGCCGCGUGCUGCUGCCCGAGGGAGGCAUCACAGCCAUUGUGGAAUACCUGGAGCCUCUAGAAGCCAGGAGAGGCUUCACCAGCCUGGCCUAUUCCAAGUUCCAUGAUGUUCCCUUGUAUCUGGAAUGGGCACCAAUGGGUGUCUUCUCUUGCCACCCCCCUCAGAAGAAAGAACAAGGAGAUGAACCUGGAGGAAAAGAGGCUGCUCAGACUGAGGCUGGACCAGAGGGUGAAGCUGCAGAAAACACCCCAGGGAAAGGAGCAGCAGCCCUUGAAGAAAAACCAGACGCCACUGGCGAAGAAGAGGAUGAUGAAGAUGAAGAAGAUGAGAGUCUUCCUGGUUGUACUUUGUUCAUCAAAAACCUCAAUUUUUCUACAACAGAGGAGAUGCUGAAAGAAGUUUUCUCAAAAGUUGGAACUGUGAAGAACUGCACUAUUUCCAAGAAAAAGAACAAAGCAGGAGUUUUACUGUCCAUGGGGUUUGGCUUUGUGGAGUACAGGAAGCCAGAGCAGGCCCAGAAAGCCCUCAAACAGCUCCAGGGCUGCAUGGUGGACGACCACAAGCUGGAAGUGAAGAUCUCCGAGAGAGCCAUCAAGCCAGCUGUGACGUCAGCUCGGCAGAAACAGACGGCCCGAAAACAGAGGACAUCUAAGAUCUUAGUCCGGAACAUCCCAUUCCAGGCCAACGUGCGGGAAAUCCGAGAGCUAUUCAGCACCUUCGGGGAGCUAAAGACAGUCCGUCUGCCAAAGAAGAUGACAGGGACGGGCCCCCACCGAGGAUUUGGCUUUGUGGAUUUCUUAACCAAACAAGAUGCCAAGAGAGCUUUCAACGCCCUGUGCCACAGUACCCAUUUAUACGGCAGAAGACUGGUCCUCGAGUGGGCAGACACUGAAGAGACGGUCCAAGCCUUGAGGAGGAAGACAGCUCAGCAUUUUCAUGAUUCCCCAAAGAAAAGGCGGUCUGUGGUGUUGGAUGAGAUCCUGGAGCAGCUGGAGGAGGGCGAGAACGAGGACAACGAGUAGCAAAUACUUCAGCUGCGCUCUGGCGGAGAGAGGAGAUGCAGCAAGGAUGAAUGCCACAUUUCCAGGGUCAGACUCAAGAAGAGACAUUCCCAGAACCUCGGGACCGCGAAGGGCUUUUACAGUAACCCAUACCUGAACCAGGGAUCCCCUCCCCUUGAGAGCCAAGAUGAUUCCAUUCUUCAUACCCAUGUCACUAGGGCCUGGCACACAGUAGGUUCUUAAUAAAUGUUUGCUGAUUGCUCAGUCUCUGGCCUCCUCUUGCCAGUCACUAGAGGGGAACCCUGAAGCCCCUGGAGGUAGCCCUCCCGUUUUCGUGUAGCUUUCAUCAUGAGGAAUUUCUUCCUGCCUUUAAGCCAAAAUCUGCCUCUUCAGCUACCACCUGUUGCCUGUGGGGCCCAGCAGACCUUUCCCAUGCAGGAGGGUGAGGCAGUUCUCCCUGGGCUAUUUUUGAAUGGCUCCCAGUCCUCUCUCCAUCCUGGAUUCAUUCUACUUAGCAUGCCCUUCUAGAAUCACAGCCCAGAAGAGAAUAGAGCCCUCCAGAUGUGGCUUGACCAGAAUCAAGUAGAGCAGGCCCUCUUUCCUCCUUAAGAUGCAGCCGGAGAGUCUCUUAGUUCUUUGUUGGCCCCCCGCCACACUGUUGGCUCACUUGGCUUGUGGUUCACUUAAAUCUCUGCAUCUUUUUUAGCUAGCACAGGGUAUUGGUUAGCCAAUUAAUUAGCCAAUUAACCAAUAGCCAAUUGGUUAGCUAUUAAUCCCCAAGUCCAAGCAGCCACUGACCCCGUGGGCUCAUUAUGGUUUGGAAAUUGUCUCCUGACCCUGCUUUUUUGGUAUUCUGGUCACCUUGUAUCUUGGAACAAAGAUAGGGAGGACAUUUAAUGCACAGGAUUCAGAGUCAAAGGAAGACCUGGAUUCGAAUCCUAUGUCUUGCUACCUUGGUGAAGCGGGCCUUCAUUCUAUUACUUGUAAACUGAGAAAACUGGCCUAGAUAAUCUCCUCCCAGGUCCCUUCUGACUCUGAGUCUGUGGUCCUUUGACCAGUGGCCAGACAACAGAGCAGGAUGAGUCACAUGCCAAGCUUUAGUCUGCAUGGUCCUUGACCUUCCAGGCAAAGCUUGUUCCUGGGGGGAGAAGCUUUGUUCUGGCUUUAGCCCAACCACAACCACCUGCCCUCCCCUCCAUCCAGGCAGACGCCACUGCAGUAGGCUUGCUAACCUUUCCUCUGCCUCCCCUUCUGCUAGACUUGGGGAACCUUGAAGGGCUAGGGAUCUGUGACUCCAGUGCCCUCAGGUCGUGCCAGUGUGACAGGGCCGGUGCCUGAGGAAGCUUCUCAUGAAAUACAGCAUUGUACCCCAGACGGUGGCAUAAAUCAAGCCUGGGCUGGUAUUAGCCAGAUGUAACAAAUGAAUGGGUGCACACAUGAGUGCACACAGACACACAACACCCACACACAUGUGCAUGCACACCGUAGCCAGUGAGUUGUCAAGUGCUGUCUCCUCAAUAUCUCUAACAUCAAACAAUCAAUUAAGAAGCAUUUAUUAAGAAUCUGCUGUAUGCCAGGCACUGUCCCUGCCCUCAAGUAGCUCCCAGUCUAAUGGGGGAGACAAGAAGCAAGCAAAUAUCUGCACAUAAACAGUGUACAAGAUAAACAGGAAAUGCAUGACUGAAGGGAGACACUAGAAUUGGGAGGGGUUGGGAAAGGCUUCAUGUAGAAGGUGGGAUUUUAGCUGGGAAGUCAGGAGGCAGAGAUGAGGAGAGAGAGCAUUCCCAGCAUGGGCAUCAACCAGUGCAAAUGCUUGGAGUCUGGAGAUGGAGUAGCUUGUUGGUGGAACAAACAGGAGGUUGGUGUCACAUCUGUCACACCCCCCACCACCCAUUCAGGCUCUUAAGCAUUCUUUGGCCUACGCUGUUGAUCUCCCUGCUUUUCCAGCUCAUCUUCCAUACAAUUACCAAAACUAUUCUUAAAAUACAGCUCUGAUCACAUCACUCCUCCAGUCAAGAAUCUUCUGUGGCUCCCUCUUAUCGCCUGCAAAAUAAAUUACAAACUCUUCCACUUGGCAUUUAAAGCCCUUCCUUCAUGGUCUGCCUUCCUCUCCAAGCCUGGCUGUCUGAGCUUAUUUCACAUACCAACCCCUCGGCCUGCUUAUGGGUCUCUGAACACAGAGGUCCAUGGACCAUCUUCCACCUGCUUGCCUCAGUGACAUUCCUUCCUCACGUCUGUCUCCUAGAAGCCCCUUCCAAUUCCACACCUUCGUAUUGUUACCAUCUUCCCUAAUUAUGUUGGAUUUAUCCAUCUGGGUAACUAGAGGAGAGUUUAUAUAAUGUAUGUGUCUGCAUGUCCAGUUAGAGACACAGAAUGUCAGUUCCCUGAGGGCAGAGACCAUUCAUUAUUUUAUCUUUGGAUUCACAUCACCUGACCCAACACAUUUCUUUUUCCAUAGACCUAGGAUUUUAUCAGCAUGAGGUGCUCCUGUUGUUGACUCUCCUUCCACUGAUGGGCUUUAGCAGCUUCUCUGCAGUAGUUGCCUGGACCCUGAGUGGUUAAGCAGUUCCCCCAUGGUUACACCAGUGGGUCAGAUGCAGGACCUGAGUUCUUGACUCUUGCCUUAUGCAUAGUAGGUGCUUAUUAAAUGCUUCUUCAAUCUAACUUAAAAGGAAGUGCCUCCUAAAUGAUCCUGUCACACCUACCCCCCUUAACCCAGUGGUCCCCUUUGGCCUCUAGAGUCAAAAAUAAAACUCUCCAUUUGACAGUCAAAGCCCCUCAUAACCUGGGGUCCCUCCCUCCACCUUCCUGGUCUUUGCUCCCCAGCACUCAAUGGUCCAGUGACACCAACCACCUUAAUGCCCUUCCAUGCCUCACUUCCAGGCAUUUAUAUUGGCUGGUGUUCUCUGCUUCCUGACUUUCCUCCAGACUCAGCUAAAAUCCUCCAUUCUCCAGGAAGCAUGCCUGAGCCUCCUUAAUCCUACUGCCCAUCCUCUGGGGGGUCUCUCCAGGUCAUCCCACCAAUGGCUCAUCUGUACAGAGUUGUCACCUCUUCCAUUCAACUUUGAUGAGCUCUCUUUGAGAACAAGGUCUAGUUUUUGCCUUUCUUU
Messenger RNA from Trichosurus vulpecula (common brushtail), 6024 nucleotides. RefSeq names its product RNA binding motif protein 19 (gene RBM19). NCBI's taxonomy places the organism in Eukaryota, Metazoa, Chordata, Mammalia, Diprotodontia, Phalangeridae. The record is from RefSeq and is a predicted model, not a curated record. Gene Ontology annotation, molecular function: RNA binding. The coding region runs from base 80 to 2935 and encodes 951 amino acids. The transcript is spliced from 25 exons.